Messenger RNA from Monodelphis domestica (gray short-tailed opossum), 11809 nucleotides. It is a transcript of the gene MKLN1, whose product is annotated as muskelin 1. Gene Ontology annotation, molecular function: protein binding. Gene Ontology annotation, cellular component: cytoplasm. The record is from RefSeq and is a predicted model, not a curated record. NCBI's taxonomy places the organism in Eukaryota, Metazoa, Chordata, Mammalia, Didelphimorphia, Didelphidae.
AGGAUCCUUGGCUGAACAACGGGUGCUUCCCUAUAGCAAUGGAACCCUGAUCUAUUCAGGAUGGGACCUCCCUGGACUCCUGUGCUUGUCCCUUUCCUGAGCUGGUUUUCAAUUCUAGACAUAUGGACAGGAAUUUGAGGAGGGGGGAAGGGAAGGAGAGCAGGGAAAAAAGAAAAGAAUAAAGGCGACGACGUGAACAUGCCAUCAUUUCUCCCCUCUUUUAAAAUAUCUCAGGCACCAGCCUCUUUCCUCAUUCUUCUGCACCUAUGCCCUCUUCCUUCCAUCAGUCCCUUCCCCUCCGGAUUCCUAAUGUCCUCUUUCCCCCUAGUUAUCAGCUUAAUGCAAUACAGGAAUCUCGAUUCGAGAUAUCCAAGGGUAGCAGAGAGGACGGUGUCCUCUCGGGGCUCGUUGGCUCCACCAGGUGCACUUCGGGGAAUGAUGCUCUAGAGAGCUUCGGAAGGCGUGCGGAUGCUGAGCACAGGCCGACACAUAGCCGCGAGUGCGCGCCCGCUGCGCCGGACGGGACUGCGGCCCCUUUAAGAGUAAGCCCCGCCCCUGCCCUCCUGUCCCCUCGGCGCUGCCAGCGUCGGCGGCGGCCGCGGCGGCGGGUUGGGAGCUGACAAGAUGGCGGCUGGCGGGGCUGGCGCUGCGGCGCCUGAGAGCCGGCUGCUACCUUACGCGCUGCACAAGUGGAGCUCCUUCUCCUCCACCUACCUCCCGGAGAAUAUUUUAGUGGAUAAGCCAAAUGACCAAUCUUCACGAUGGUCUUCUGAGAGCAAUUACCCUCCCCAGUACCUGAUUCUCAAGCUUGAAAGACCUGCUAUAGUGCAGAGUAUCACAUUUGGAAAAUAUGAAAAGACACAUGUCUGUAAUUUAAAGAAGUUUAAAGUUUUUGGUGGAAUGAAUGAAGAAAAUAUGACAGAGCUAUUAUCCAGUGGCUUAAAGAAUGAUUAUAACAAAGAAACAUUCACCUUGAAGCAUAAAAUUGAUGAACAGAUGUUCCCAUGUCGAUUCAUUAAAAUAGUUCCACUCUUGUCCUGGGGACCCAGCUUUAACUUUAGCAUCUGGUAUGUUGAACUUAAUGGCAUUGAUGAUCCUGAUGUUGUGCAGCCCUGUCUCAACUGGUAUAGCAAGUACCGCGAACAGGAAGCCAUUCGCCUUUGUCUAAAACACUUUCGUCAACACAACUAUACUGAAGCUUUUGAAUCACUACAGAAAAAAACCAAGAUUGCCCUGGAACAUCCCAUGUUAACUGAUCUGCAUGAUAAAUUGGUGUUGAAGGGCGAUUUUGAUGCUUGUGAAGAGUUGAUUGAAAAAGCUGUAAAUGAUGGUUUGUUCAACCAGUAUAUCAGUCAACAGGAAUAUAAGCCACGGUGGAGUCAGAUCAUCCCCAAAAGCACUAAAGGUGAUGGAGAAGAUAGCAGACCUGGAAUGAGAGGUGGACAUCAAAUGGUUAUUGAUGUUCAGACAGAGACUGUUUAUUUGUUUGGUGGCUGGGAUGGAACACAAGAUCUGGCUGACUUCUGGGCAUACAGCGUGAAGGAGAACCAGUGGACUUGUAUAUCAAGAGACACUGAGAAAGAGAAUGGACCUAGUGCCAGAUCUUGUCAUAAAAUGUGUAUUGACAUUCAAAGAAGACAAAUCUAUACACUGGGACGUUACUUGGAUUCCUCUGUGAGAAAUAGUAAAUCUCUGAAAAGUGACUUCUACCGCUAUGACAUUGAUACAAACACAUGGAUGUUGCUAAGUGAGGACACUGCUGCUGAUGGAGGACCCAAGUUGGUGUUUGAUCAUCAGAUGUGUAUGGAUUCUGAAAAACACAUGAUCUAUACUUUUGGUGGAAGAAUUUUGACUUGUAACGGCAGUGUAGAUGACAGUAGAGCCAGUGAACCUCAAUUCAGUGGUUUAUUUGCUUUUAACUGCCAAUGUCAAACCUGGAAACUUCUUCGAGAGGAUUCCUGUAAUGCUGGACCUGAGGACAUCCAGUCCCGAAUAGGACACUGCAUGCUUUUCCACUCAAAAAAUCGUUGCUUAUAUGUAUUCGGUGGUCAGAGAUCAAAAACCUACCUGAAUGAUUUCUUCAGUUAUGAUGUAGAUAGUGACCAUGUGGACAUCAUAUCAGAUGGCACCAAGAAAGACUCUGGAAUGGUGCCAAUGACUGGUUUUACACAAAGAGCUACCAUUGAUCCAGAACUGAAUGAAAUACAUGUCCUGUCUGGACUCAGUAAAGACAAAGAGAAGAGGGAAGAGAAUGUCAGGAACUCCUUCUGGAUUUAUGACAUUGUGAGAAAUAGUUGGUCCUGUGUCUAUAAAAAUGAUCAAGCUUCAAAGGAUAAUCCAAGUAAAAGUCUACAGGAGGAGGAACCAUGCCCAAGAUUUGCCCACCAGCUUGUGUAUGAUGAAUUGCACAAGGUUCACUAUUUGUUUGGUGGAAAUCCUGGCAAAUCCUGCUCCCCAAAGAUGAGAUUGGAUGAUUUCUGGUCACUGAAACUCUGCCGUCCUUCAAAGGAAUACUUGUUGAGGCAUUGUAAAUACCUUAUAAGGAAACACAGGUUUGAGGAGAAAGCCCAGACAGAUCCUCUUAGUGCUCUGAAAUAUUUGCAGAAUGACCUUUAUGUAACUGUGGAUCAUUCAGACCCAGAGGAAACAAAAGAGUUUCAGCUCCUAGCUUCAGCUCUAUUCAAGUCUGGCUCAGAUUUCACAGCACUAGGCUUUUCGGAUGUGGAUCACACCUACGCUCAAAGAACUCAGCUCUUUGAUACCUUAGUAAAUUUCUUUCCAGACAGCAUGACCCCUCCCAAAGGAAACCUGGUCGACCUCAUCACACUGUGACUGAAGAAUCUUUUGACGCAUCUCUGAAGAUAUAAGAAGGCUCCAUUCAGUAUUUGGGAUUUUGACUGUGUUGACUGACAGGUUGCAGUGAUAGAGGACUACAUCAGAUCUUUGAAGGGAUCUCACUGUUUUAAGUUUUGACCUUCUUCCUUUAUACCCUCUGCUCACUACACUUUCCUCACCUCCUUCCUAAAUUAGGCUAAUAAAGUGGAAUUGGUAUUCUUUCCAUUUAAAUUUUUUUCCUGACUUUGACUUUUAAGAGUUAUUGAAUGUAAAAAAUAAUAAUAAAAAUUCAGGUAGUUGUCCGUUUUUAUCUUGGGAAGGGAAUGGUUAGGUCACAGGAUAGGCAUCACCUCAAUACUUUUUUUCUGCCACAGAGAGACUGGGGUUUUUGGUGUCUGUAUUGUUUUUAACCCCCGUCCUCCUUUGCUCCUCCAUCCUGUUCCUCCUAACUACUUGUAAGCAACUGUGUCACCUGCUUUACCUCCUGACAUUGUUCAUGACCAUUAUGUAAUUCUACCGGACACUUGGUAUAUGUUAAGGUAAUGUAUGCAUCCGGGUUGACUUAUGUCUUAUAAAUUACAUUGGACAAUCUGAGAAAGAACAGAGGGCUCAGAUUCAUCUCAACUAGAAAGUGAAACUGACCUAGGUAUCUAGCUGAAUUUGUUAUAUUAAGAUAAAAGUGUAUUUUACAGUCGAUGCUGUUGCAGAUAUCUGACUUCUACUCAUGUAAAGCCUUAAACUGAGAAAGUGGAGGUCAGUAUUUAAGCCUGUCGUUAACCACUAGCCAGCAGGAGGGAGGGAGCCUGCUCAUUGUGUCCAGGAGCCUCUAUAGGACAGCUUUAGAAUAGGCCUCACUCUGUUUCCCACAGAGUGCGCAGGGUAGAUCUUUUACCUGUCCCUGGGUGCUCUGCUUCUCCACUGCUUUUAAUCUGGGCUGUUAGAGCCAUAUAGUCAUAAAUCCUUGUGCCUGUUACUAUGUGCUUAGUUGAUGGAGAGUAGUUUAAAAAGGUAAAAAAGGCUCUUGCUCUUCUUCUGUCAUUGUCCAGUAGAGUGCAAUUAACAGUCAUUUCUUUUAAGUACUCAGACCCAUCUUUUAAAUAGGAGAAAAGAAAUGGUGCAGAAAUAACCUCAUUUAAUAAAUCUAAACAGAGGUGUAACAAGUAGGCUUUUUUACUGUUAAUUUUUUUUUCAUGCAGUUUUUCACAUGUGGUGCUGUUGAGUCAGUGGAGUGUAAUGUCAGAAGCCUACACUUGGCCUUAUGCUCAUCCUUGGAUAGUUAGUAUGUAUGCAGCAUAUGACUGACUAUGCGUGAUUAAAGCAAUCUCAACAUAAAAGAGAUAUCGCUCUUCAGUGUAAGAAGUAACCUACAGAAAUUGAGUAGGUCCCCAGGUAGCAAGAUUGGACCUCAGUAAAGGAAAGAAGAAAUGGACCUGUGCUUUCCAAAGGUCUCAUAUAGGAAUAAGACUUCGAGGUCCCUCUUUGCUCUUUCCUUAACAUAUGAUUUUACUUCUCUUGAAAACUAGUAGUAGUACAUUUUCUGUCACUGCUAGGAUUUUUUUUAACUUUUGAUCACCCCAAAGCAAUCAGAGAUUUAGUAAUUAAUCAAUUAGAUAUACAUCUUAGUUUGUGGGAAGAUUACUUUAGAUUUUAGUAACUUAAUGGUAACAUGGAUUGUCUGCCAAGUAAUUGUAUCGUUUACCAUCAAAUUGCAUCUACAAAACCAACUGGCUUUCCAGUUGAGUAAAUUCAUUUUAUUUAAACACUUGUUAAAAUUCUUUAUAUUGAGUGCCAUUCAGAAAACAAAACAAAACAAAAAAAAAAAAAACUUGGGCAUUGGCACCAACUGGUUAAUUUCAUUACAUCCCAUUUUAUCUUGCUUCAGGUAGAGAAAAGGACCUAAACUUGAUGGCUACUUUAUCUCUACUGUGUGUACUUAAUCUGUAGAGUCUGUAAUAGGGACUGAUUUGUUUCACUUGAUGCAAUGUUAAAUUAUGGCACUUUAGAUGCAUAACCAAAUGAAAUUCUGUUGCCCUCCAUUGCUUGUAUUCACAAUGCUGUGGUCCUUUUAUCAUAUAAAUCAUUAACUCAUUCUGGAUCCUGUUGUUAAGGAACUGACUCCCCCUCCUUAAGUUAUCUUUUAUUCUUUUUACAACUUUUUCCUUAGCAGGUUUGGGGGAGGGGAGAGUGCAUUUAUAUUAGGCUUGUUUUUUAUUGGAUUAUAUUUGCAUUUUAUUCAUUUCCUUUUCUGAUGUAAUUUUUACAGGAUAUUCUUUAAAUAAGGUGGUGGAAUCAAAGUAAACUAUAAAAUAUUAGACUUUCAGGGAAAGGAACCUUGCUUGGAUAUCAUCAGAAGAUGCUAUUUUUGCUUUCUGUGCUUGGGGGUUUAAUAAUGCCUAGUAUCUCAGGAAGAUGUAUAAGUCUUCAUUAUGUGUUCGUAGCCUAAUUGAAAGCCUCUAGGUAUACCUACUGAAGGGGUAUAUGUCUGUUUCCCCAAAAGAAUGCUGUCAUGUCAUUCAAAAAGGGAAGCCAAUUUGUUAUGUCAACAUACUGUUCAGAGUGCCUAGCUUAUGUAAAUUAACUUGAAAGAUCUGAUUCUUUACUUUCCUGCUUCCAUGAUUGAAGGACCUGCUUUUUUUAGCCCAUUCAAAGGAAAGUUGGUGACACUUUUUGCUGUCCUCCCUAACAAAUUUGGUGAUCACAUCAUUACCCAAAUUAAUGUAUAUAUUGUUCACCUCGGGCCCAUUUCUUUUUGCAGCAAAAGAGGUUACUUUCAUCCAGGAAUGAGUCAGAUCUGAAACUACUUCCAGCUCCUGUGCUUCACAAGAAUGUGUUUUAUUUACAGACACACAUCCUGGUUGCACUAGCAGCUAUAGUGGAGAGUCAGAGACCUCAUGUGGCCAGCAUGGUUAAUUAAAAGUUGACCUUUUCUUUGGCUGAGCAAAGGAAUUCAGGCUGAUAUACCUACCUCUUCUCAUUAAAAAUGACCAUCAGUAUUAAUAUAGAUAUCAAACUAGUCAUUUUCUUAGGCUGACUUAGCUUCUAGGCAUAAGAAAAAUAUGUCUUAUUAGUAAAAAUGGAUAGGAACAUUACUAUAGUCUUGAUUUUAGAGCACAGCUUGUGAUUUAUUUAAACAAUUAAGAGUGCACUCUUGAAUGGUUUUCAUGGGCAGUAAAUGUAUUUGGGGGAGGGUGGGGCAAAAAACUAUUUUGUAGACAUCUUAAUCAUUCCAUAAAAUUUCUCUGUCAGCUUUAAAAGGGCCACCUCAGGAUAACUUAGCAGGGGGGAGAAAAGCCUUUUCUAAGAAUAGAAAUUUGAAAACAAAAAUACUUCAGAAAUUUUUAGAGAAAUUACAUCCAGCACUUAAUCUUUAGUGGGGGGCUCAUAGAGAAUGUGCUUCUGGUUUAAGAUUGUUGUAUUAUUCUACCUUGUGAUAGUAGUUACAUAGUGAGUUUAUCCUGUAAUCAAUCACUUGUCACCAUUUGGGAUUGAUAUGGUAAUUGUAGGUCAUUUAAUUGUAAGUAAUGUGAAGAAUAUUUACAUAAAAGUUGGAUUUUGUAAAAUGAACUUAGUCAGUUGAACUUUUUUUUUUAUUCCAACUGAGGAAUGAACUCCUUUACCUAGACACCUGAUUGGUUUUUAGAUUCUUUUAGAGAAGAGCACAGAACUGUAGACCUCUAACUUGGAGAAAUGGUAUGGCUCUUGCCAUAACCAUACACCAUUCUUGGCAUUUGUUGUCAAUUAAAACUUUUGCAGCUAACCAUGCCUCCUAUUCCCUUAUUUCCUGAAUUUCACCCCAGGAUUCACAUAUUUGGUUCAUUUGUGGCUAUGUUUCAAUGAACUCAACCUCAGAUUCCUCUAGGUUUAAAGUUCUGGGAAUUUUCACAUUUCCUUCAGUCAAAAGCCUAGUUAGUGAUUGGACACUGUAAUUAGAGAGGGUCUAUAUAGCCUAGAGAUGAAAACUUAGUUAAGAGCAGAGUUCCAUAAUCUGUGAUAUUUUGGCAGCCUUGUUUCCUUGAGCUUUGGAAUAACGGUUUUCUUUAUAUUGGCAACCCUCAAUUAUCUGUCUUUUGCUUUCAUUGUCAUGAUUUACCAUGUUUCUUUUCCAAAUACUCUUUUUAAAAAAGAGAUACUAUCAGUGGAAAUAACACAUGGUUUUUUAACAGCAACAAAAAAACCCUUCCUUUUGAAAGAAAAGUCUUUUUCUCUUAGAUUUUGUUUCGUGGGAUACUCAGGCCUGUACAGAAAAGCUGCCUUGGGGAUGGGGGAUUGUUCUUAUAAGACAAACAUGCUUCUUUGUGCUCUUUUUAUGCGGACAAAAGGUGGGAGUUUUUAAGAUUUAGGAAUCACCUAAUGGGGCUACGGGUGGGCUAGGACUAAUCCUCAGGCAGGUAAACAUUAGCUUUUAAGACCAUCUUUUGCUUUAGAUUUUGGUAAUUUGCACGUUUUAGAUCUGUCUGUUAAAACUCAAAUCACAGUGGAGCAUUAUAGUUUCUUAUAUGUUCUUGUUCUUAUGUUUUUAAUGGUAUUUCUCUUAAACUACCUCUGAGUGUUAGUGAUAUUUUGCCUAUCUUUAAAAUUAGCCAUGAAAGGAAGUAGACUUGAGAUGAGAAUUUGUUUCUUUGUAUUUCUGGUGUUAGAUGUGAGCAACACCACUAAUUGCUGUGGAUUAUUUUGUUUUUAUAUUCAGAGGUCCACCUUUUCUCUUUUUAAAAAAAUACCUUUUCACCAAGAAAAUAGAAGAGUUUUAUAAAUAAAAUUUUGAGUGACCAUAGCCCAAAGAGCUCUGAUAAAGGUAUACUUCUUCCAAAGGAGAAGUAAAAGUAAGUGUUAAUUGUUUUAAAAGUAAAGUCCUGUGGGACUUGAAUUGGAACCCAAAAUUAAAGAUGAUGUAAAAUUCAUCCUCCAUUUUGGAGUAUGUAGUUAUUUGUCAAUAAGAUCUCAAUAUUUUCACCAAUAUUGUCCAGCUUGACCUAGAAAAAAAUAUUAAUGUUCAGUUUUUUAAAUUUGCCAAUUAGCUAUGGUACAUUUGACAAAAGGUUUUCAUUGUUGAGUAAAUAAGUAAACUUUAGAGGACAAAGGAAUUUUAUAUGUGCUGAUAACGUACUCAACACUUCCCUCUCUAAGUAGAAUGUUUAAAAUGGUAACAACAUCUCAUACUGAAGCUAAGGUCUUGUUAACUAUUUCAGAGUUCCACUUCCAGUGUAUGUUUGCAUUUGUGCAUCCUCCAUUCUAGUUUGGAGAAAGGAGUAUUCAAUAAGUCAAGGGUUGUGAAGAAAUUUGAAACACAAUAUAGAGUGUAAAUGCAGAACAAGGAGUCAGAAAAUUCCAUAUUUGAGCUCUAAUGUAAGAUUUUCUCUAGGGAGUAGAGUGCUGCUUUAUCACAUGACUUCAUUUUCAGUGGUAAUAAAUAACACUUUCCCCUAAAAAAUUAAGAGACUAAAAAUAUAUGUCAAGUGGUAAUUGAGAUUAAUGCUGACUUCCCAGCUCUUCCUCCAGAAUAAGACUUUUUUCUUUGUCAAAAACUUAUUUUUUGAGUAGUCACUAAAAAGAUAAUUAAGCAGCUUAAAUUUGGACUGUUAAACAUGCAUACAAAUUAUUUAGCAGGAUUUAAGAAUUCAGACUUCUAAUUGAUGUUGCAGUGGUAUGGAAAGAGGUGAUUAAAAAACCUUUUUUUUGCCUUCUGAAUGUCAAAUGAAUCCUAUAAUUUUGAGGGAAUGGCAUUUCAUUACCAGCUUAAUGGGGAAAUUUCCUGCCUCAUGCUGAAAUAGCUCUUUUAGGUCUUGAUGGAAAAGAUAGGGUGAUGUGGCGUCUUGGUCUGACCUUGGUGAAAGAGCAUUUUCUAAUGAGAACCUUUGCUGAGAGAAAACAGUAAUCAGAGUUGUCUUGUGCAAAUUUUGGUGUCCCAAAGAACUUCCUUGUCUUUGUUGGCCCUGUGUUGUAGUGAGCUGUGUACCAUCUGGGUUGCUGGCAUUCAUGGCAGUUGGUCUGGAUCUCAGUGCUGUCUGCCACAUAAAUACUAGCCUGACAAUAUCACCAGUCUUCAGUUCCAUUUGAUGCUUAAUGAAUGCGAAUGUCACUAGUCUUCAGUUCCAUUUGAUGCUUAAUGAAUGCCAAAUUAAUUGGCAACAAAGUGUUCUGAUAUACUAAGCAGGUCUGUAUUUGUGAGUAAGGUGGCUGCUCAGAUAGCCAGUCCAAGGUGCCGCCCCACCCCCCAAUUUCAAACAGCUCUUAAAAAAGUAAUUAUUGUGUUUAACUAUUAGUAUUUGAUUAGCCUUCAUUUUCUAAUUGGAUUAAAAGUGAAGGGGGGAGGGAUGGAGAAUUGUCAUUUCAUAACUACAUAAAACCUAGAUUAGAUAUACUUAGACUCGCUCUAGUGCCCAUGUUUUAAAUAAACUAAGCAUACAUAAGCUCAGUUUAUUUUCUCAUGAAAUAUGUGAAUUCAAGCUUUGGCAUCAGAUCCUAAAUGAUUUUGGUUUUGUGAUCACAACAGCAUUUUCCUUUUAAGAUGAUUACUGAGAUAUUCCCUGAAACUAAAAAAAACCAGAAGUUAACCUUUUUUGUUGUUAUGAACCACUUCUCAGGAUGUUUUUAAAUGCAUAAAACACAUAGGAUUACAAUGGAAGCUUGUUAUGUUGAAAUAGUUAUCAAAGUAUUUCUUUUUAAAAAAAUCAUGAGCUCCAGGUUCAGCAUCCCCGUCCUAGUGUUUUGCCUAUCUAAAGAAUGGAGAUGGAGACCUAUCUAUUCUGUGGUAACACAGACAUUUGUGAUGAAUGAUAAUCUUAUCUGAACUAAUUAUGGCCAGGUGCAUAAUCCCAAGUCAAAAUCCCAAAUUAUUUUAUUCAGUCAUUAUCUUAGCUGUAUGUUGUGACUCCUAAAGAAUUUUACAAGAAAUUGCUCCUACAUUUAAGGUGGGCGGGCUACCCAGAAGCCCUGAGCUUACUCUGUCUUUGUAAAUUUGGUAACUUAUUGAUGCACACGUGGUACUUUGUGAAAGUCUUUAGUAAUUCCAGGAGACAAGUUCAAAAGUUGUGAUUGCUGACAGACUCCUGCUGCCACUUGGUGAUGCUAGGACAAUGAAAUGACUAAGUCCACACCUGUCCCAAAUCAUAUGAGAAAAGAGGCCAUCUGAUUUCAAAAGGCUAAUUUUAAUUUUGCUUAAAUUGGGACAGGGGAAAUAAGAAAUAGAACUCACCUGCUUGCAUUCCUCUGCAUUUUUCCUCCGGACACUAAUGCCACAGCAAGGUAUAUAUUUCAGUUGACAACUCACAAAUGAGUGCCUUGCCAAUUGGAAAGCAUGUCAGAGGACAACAUGAUGGAUAUGCUUAUUUUUCUUGAAUGAAAUUUAUCCUGCCCCAGAGAUGUGUUUGUGUUGGUCCUGAAGCCAACUUAUACUUUUAGGAUGCAUGAAGUAGUACCUUCUGAAAGGGAUUAUUUCAAUGUUGGUGUAUUUUCUCAUGUGCAUUAUAGAAGUUUCAAAAUAAUGUCAUUAUUUUGAUCCUCUUAAUUUAGAAAACUACAUGUAAUGUUUGAUCAGCUCUCUAUAUGGAAUUGAUUUUCCUGGAUUUAGCCCUUAUAAUUAAAUUCUUUCCUUGCCCUGUAGCCAGGGGGUCCACUCAAAAAACCAUGUGUGAUAAGGUAGGAUUUCAUUUUUUCAAAAAAAAAAAAAAAUAAAAAAAAAGGAAAAAUCCAGUGUAUUCAUUGGCAAGGACAGUGUUUCAUCAUCAUGUAAAAUUAUCUGUUUACUAUCAAGUUGGAGGCAUGAUAGAAUAAAAUAGUCAACUUUUACUUUUUCAUAGCAAGAAGAAUCUCUAUUGCCUUCAGAUAGAGGUAGAGCCCAUAAGCUCCACCAAAUAGAGGCCCAUUUAGUAUGGCAUCCAUAUUCAGAACCAUAACUUUUUUCUAUACUCUACUUCCUAGUGCUUAAGUCAUCUCUUCAUGUUGUAAUGAAUCUUUCUGGCACAUAUACUUCUAACAAUCAGGUCAUACAACUUCUUAGCAUUGAAAAGUCUUUAAUAACACUUCUUUUUUGUCUCAAAUUCCCUUUUGGCUUCUUAGCAAUCCUAGAGAUAGUGAAAAGUUUAUGCUAACUUAGGCUAAAAUGAAACUGAUUUUGCAAAAGGGCCUCUAUUUCUGCUCUUACUUUUAAGGAAUUUGUGCCUGUUAAAGACAGCCUAUUUGUGUUGAAACAAUUCCCAUUUCUCAGUAAAGAUCUGAGGAAGUUUUUACUAGUAGAAAACUACUCUGUUGGAUGUGAGCUAUAUUGCUCAUUGUGGUAGAUAUUUCAGUUUAACAGGUUAUUCUGCUAAGUAUUUGGGCUUCAAAGUCAGAUAUACAUUGGCAUAUAUGUCUGUGUCGUGACCUUUUGUAGGAUGGAACUUUAAAAAGAAAUUAAGAAAUCUGUUGGUGACCUGGAUACCCUCCCCACACCCUUAUUAGUAUGAGACUAUUUCACUGUAUCAAAGAGAAAAGCCACUGUAAUUGCUCUAAUCCUGCUGCCCUGCUCACAUGGGCUCAGGGCUGUGUUCAAGGGUGCCCCAACUAUCAGUGAGAGGCAUGAGGAACUGUAGAAAGCCAAAAUAUGAGGUGGACUUAUACCUGAGAAAUAGGUCAUACUUCAGGACACCAAACUGCGCUAGACAUCAUUAUCUUGCCUCACUGUUGGUCUGUGACACCUGUGCUGGGCUCUUUUCUCAUAACACCUUUCUUCCUUCCUCCUCCUUAUAGAACCCCCACCCCCUUCCAGUUUCCUGGAUUUCCCAUUUUUAGUAGAAUGCUUUUCUUUUUUGGUUUUUCUUUUGAGCACAAGUAAUUUUCUGAUCCCUGGUUUGGUGAAUAUGUGAGCACUACCCUGUGAAUAAAUGAAUGGGCGAUCUGCUGAACAAUUAAUUGUAGAAUUAUGUUGUAUGUAAUGUACAUAUGGAGAAAGAAUGUAUUUUGUUCAUUUUUUCUUAAUAAAAAAGUUGUAUAUGGGAAA